AUGACGGCGGUUGGAGGUGCUCUGUUGGUUCGAGGUUGGUGUCAGGGCGGAACGGUUUAUGUGGUACAGGGAUGUUGUGAUGCCCUUGACAAUAGGAGUAUUGGUUGUUCCAGAGCCUGCCCACUGGACGGGGACUGGGAGCGAAGGAGUAUCUCUGACGACGUCCUGCGUGGAUGGUCGUGUCAGACUCACGCUUUCUCAUCAGGCGGCAACCAUGACGACGUGACUGGAUCGCAAUAA
Messenger RNA from Protopolystoma xenopodis, 240 nucleotides. NCBI's taxonomy places the organism in Eukaryota, Metazoa, Platyhelminthes, Monogenea, Polystomatidea, Polystomatidae. The record is from the annotation of a GenBank genome assembly.